GUCCCAGUUCCUGACCUUGCCUGCACCGGAGUCUCCCACCCGAACUCCACCGUCGGGCAGCCGGCCCGCCACCCCUUCUCCAGCCAGAAGGCAGGGCGACGCGCCCCUAAGGCCCAGAGAAGGAGGAGCGUCGAGACCGCCCGGGAUCCCGGCAGCGCGCGAGGCCACGGAGUGAGCUCCGCGCCGCCGCCGGAACCCAAAGCCCGAGGUCGCAGCCUCCGGGGGAUGUACGUUCGCGCAGCACCGCCCGCGCCUGACCCUCUGGCCGCUUCCGGCGAAGGAGGAGGAUGUGGGCGACACGAGGGGCCCUGCAGGCCUGGACCGUUGGCUGGGCACGGUCCUCGGGGUCCCGGGCGUACGGCGGGGGCCAGGGAGUCUCCUACACGCAGGGUCAGAGCCCAGAGCCGCGGACUCGCGAGUACUUUUACUACGUGGACCACCAGGGCCAGCUUUUCCUGGAUGACUCCAAAAUGAAGAACUUCAUCACCUGCUUCAAAGACCCACAGUUCCUGGUCUUCUUCUUCUCUCGCCUAAGACCCAACCGCAGCGGCCGCUACGAGACCUCCUUCCCCUUCCUCUCGCCCUGCGGCAGGGAGCGCAACUUCCUACGCUGCGAGGACCGGCCCGUGGUCUUCACGCACCUGCUGGCGGCGGGCCCCGAGCCCCCGCGCCUCUCCUACUGUGGCGGCGGCGAGGCCUUGACCGUACCCUUCGAGCCAGCGCGCCUGCUACCCCUAGCCGCUAACGGGCGCCUCUACCACCCAGCGCCGGAGCGCGCGGGCGGCGUGGGUCUGGUGCGAUCAGCCCUAGCCUUCGAGCUCAGCGCCUGCUUCGAGUACGCGCCUGGCGCGCCGGAGCUGCCCUCGCACGUGCGCUGGCAGGGCUGCCGUUUCGCCCUCACUAUGGACCUGGCCCCACUGCUGCCUGCCGCCCCGCCGCGCUGAGCUGCUGGCUGCCUGCCCCCCGGCCCCCGGCCCCCGGCCCCCCCAGCGGCCCCCAGCGCCCCCGCACCCCCCGGGCCGCGUCGCUGCGCAAGCGCCACCCGGAGAGCGCGCCGGCUGAGUACGCGUGCGCGGCGGAGGUGCUCCGCGGCCCCGCCCCACCCGGCGCUGUCCGAGGUGCUGCCGCGGCCCGAGCCCCAACGCGGGGAGGGCCGGGGUCACCCGCGCUCUGCUCCCUCCCCUCAUCCCCGGCCUGGGGCGUCCUCGGCGUCCUCUGGUUCGGCCCGCGCUCGCGACAGCAGACCUGGGCGGCGGGCGGGAAGCGCGGGGGCUCCAGCGCGUGAGCGCGAGCGGCGCCCGCCCCUCCCCCGCCCGGCGCUGCUCGGUGGGCCGGGGUUCGGCGGGGGAGCCAAGCCGCGAGAGCGUCAGGUGAGGGGGCGCCCGACUCAAGGUCAGCGGGCGUGGGGGCGGGAUCAGGGGCCGUCCCGGCUCUGUCCCCGCCGCUCACCGAGAAGGGCGUGUGACCUGGCGGAGACCACGCCCUGUCCUGAACCGGCCCGGACAGACCGCGCUGCUGGGGAUGCAGGGGACAUCUUGGGAGAGCCAGGGACCCGGCUCAGGCCUCGCAUUGCGCCCGAGGGCGUUGUGGGGCUUCCUCCCUUAACGCCCCCCCCCCCCGCCCCCGCACAGAUGGGUCCCUUGGAGGCAGUGGCAGGCGUCCGGUGUGUGACGCUCCACCCCUGCCUGGGCAGAUUAGGGGGUUGUCCUCUGGGUAAAAGGAUUUCUGGGCUGGCCUCCCCUGCUUUUCCUGCUUGGGUCCUCAACCCUGCCCAGGCCAGCCCAUCUACACGAAUCAGCACCUAGCCGGUGUCCGGUUGAACAGCAGUCCCCUGAGUCAUGAGGAGGCCAAGAAUCUUCCCUAUUUGCAAGGCCUUGCCCCUGGAAGCCUGGUGGGGGCCCUUUUGCUCAAGAAGAUGGAUCCCAGGGGCUCAGAGAAUGCCCCCAACUUCUUGGGGUUCACACAUUCUGAGACAUCUGGGAAGUGCCUCUGCCUGGGCCAAAACUGUUCCAUUAAAACUUUUGCUGUGCCUAC
Sus scrofa (pig) is the source of this 2034-nucleotide messenger RNA. It is a transcript of the gene C4H8orf82, whose product is annotated as chromosome 4 C8orf82 homolog. Lineage: Eukaryota; Metazoa; Chordata; Mammalia; Artiodactyla; Suidae. The record is from RefSeq and is a predicted model, not a curated record.